Messenger RNA from Dentiscutata erythropus, 1074 nucleotides. The record is from the annotation of a GenBank genome assembly. Lineage: Eukaryota; Fungi; Glomeromycota; Glomeromycetes; Diversisporales; Gigasporaceae.
AUGUCUGAACCGGCGACGUCCUCAAGUAGCGAUUCUUCCAAAUUUAAUGGUGAAUGUGGCAAAGUUAGAAUAUUCAUUCGUUCGCCAACUACCUCGUUACCCGAUGACUUUUCCAUAUUAACUAGUCUUGACUCGUCGGUUCUUACUUUGAAACGGACCAUCUUCGAGACCCAUCCUACUAAACCAAACGUUCGAGACCAAAGGUUGAUCUACAGAGGAAGGGUGCUAAAUGAUUCUGAUACUAUCAUAAACGUUUUACGAAGUGAGCUGGCAACUGACCAAAUAUUUCAUUUGGUCGUCAAGCCUUCGUUUCAGACGUCUGCAGAAACCACUAUAGCUCGCUCGACAUCUACCACAACGAAUGCAAGAAUAGCUACACCCUUAACAGAUCAAAGUUUUGGUACUACAGGCUUAACUGAUUUCGCUCAGCAACCUCCGAAUCUUAACAUGCCAUAUUUUGUUCCACCUUCAGAGCAUGCACAUACAUACUUACAACAGCAGUAUUCCAUUAAUCCACAACAGCAGCAUGACGUUCCAGAACCUCGACAAGACGCUGCUGCAAGAAAUCAACGCCGAGCGGCUACUUUGUGGCUGAUUGUAAAGCUUGGUUUCUUAGUUUACAUUUUUUCACAAAAUGCUAGUACUGAACGGAUGAUUUUAUUGUAUUUUAUGGCAUUUGUAAUUUUUUUACAUCAAACUGGACGGUUACGCAUCGUGCGGAGGCGUAGACAGAGAAUCAUAGCACCUAUACCCAAUGUAGGCAAUGAUAUUUUAGCUCAACAAUUACCACAAAUGCCAGUACAGCAAAAUCCGGGAGGACUUCCAAUUCCGCAACCGGACCUAAAUAAUCGCAAUACCCCUUCUUCGUCCUCAUCAACUGCUCAUUUACCGCCAUCCCCCAUGCCAACCAAUGAUCCAAAUAACAAUGUUGCCAAUUCAUCUACAUCCUCAUCAAUUACUCUUCAAGAUGUUGAGCAUGCAUUAUGGACCUUUGUUGCUUCGUUGAUUCCGACGAACGCACCUGAUGUCGGGCAACAAGACGAUGUAGCGAUGUAUCCUCGAAAAUCAGGGUAG